Molecule: messenger RNA, 1683 nt
Organism: Coniosporium apollinis CBS 100218
Lineage: Eukaryota; Fungi; Ascomycota; Dothideomycetes
Exons: 6
Coding region: 1-1683 (560 amino acids)
Biological process (GO): transmembrane transport
Molecular function (GO): transmembrane transporter activity
Source: RefSeq, a predicted model, not a curated record
AUGAAGGCUCAGAAGACCUUCGACAGAGAUGCUGCGGAACUUUCAAAGGUGGAGACUCUUGGGUCUCUUCGACUGCGACAUCAUGAGACCAACGAAAUCAUUCUGAUCCCAACUCCCUCGAACGACCCGAAUGAUCCCCUCAACUGGCCUGAUCAUCAUAUAACCUUAAAGCUCACUGGUUACAGGUCCACCGCCUAUCGAUAUUAUAUCGCUUCGCUAUUGUGCCUGGCUAUUUUCUUCUGCAACUUCCUUGCAGCUGGCCCGACGGUUGCUAUCAUAGACAUCACUAUAUACUUCUUCGGCCCGCCAGGACCGAACUUUGUCGCCCACAUAUCCAAAGUUGCAUAUUUCUUUACGACGACUGCCUUGCUACAAGGCAUGGGUAAUCUCAUCUGGAUGCCUCUCAUUGUCAAAUACGGCCGACGACCUGUUUAUGUCUCCUCGUUCAUCCUAUACACCGCCUGCGCUGCUUGGGCUGGGGGAGCAAAAACAUACGGUAAUGAGCUUGCGGCAAGAAUUAUCAUGGGAUUCGCCGCCGGCGCUGCCGAGUGCAUGGCUCCAUUGACCAUUGCCGACAUCUUCUUCCUCCAUGAGCGAGGCACAAUUAUGGCCCUCUAUACAUGUGCGCUGUCUUGCGGAGUCGGUGGAGGCAUCAUCAUUGCCGGCCUGAUCACAAUCAGACAUGACUGGCGUAUGAUCUACUGGGUUGCAGUCGCUCUGAUCGGAGCCGCAACCUUGCUUGUCAUAUUCACUUUCCCCGAAACCAGUUACAAUAGAAGUGGUGCUACAAUUACUGGACUGAAUGCUACGUCCGAACCUUCAGCUCUCCACGAUACGCGUAGAAGCCUAAAAGAGAAACCUCAAUUCGUGGAAGAAGAGCACCAUGCACUUACUGUGGCACUCCAAAAACACUCCUACUGGCAAGACUUACGCAUCUUCACGGGCACGUACACGCAGGAAUCCUUCUGGAAGCUGUUCAUUCGACCAGUCAUCUUGCUGUGCCUACCCCCAGUGCUCUGGGCCACCCUGGUUAUGUCAGUUACGAUAGGUUUCCUCGUUGCUAUCACCUCUAACUUCGCAACCGCCUUCGAAACGGUAUACCACUUCAAGCCGUGGCAGUCAGGGCUGUGCUUCAUUGCAUCCAUCAUCGGUUCAUUGAUUGCUAUUUUCUUUGGUGGUCAUCUGUCGGACCAUAUCGCAGACUACUUCACUCGGCGAAAUGGAGGUAUCAGGGAGCCAGAGAUGCGUCUUCCUGCACUAGCGAUCAGCGUCGUUACCGGCCCUCUGGCGCUGAUCUUGUACGGCGUUGGCAUAGAAAAGCAACUGCAUUGGAUGUGUGCAACUGUUGGUCUCGGAUUGUUAAACUUCACUAUUGUGCAGGCUACAAACGUGACACUCGUAUACACAAUCGACGCCUACCGUCCAGUCGCAGGAGAGAUUACGGUAACGCAGUUCGCCUUCAAAUCGGCGUUUGGGUUCCUACUAUCAUUCUACACCAACCCUUGGAUUGCUAGGUCUGGCUACAUGAAUGCGUUCGGUACUAUGGCCGGUAUUAGUGCUGCGGUGAUGCUCUGCGCCUUACCCUUCUACUUCUUCGGGAAAGGUAUCCGACAUGCAACGUGGCAUUGGCCUGUCGUUAAAAGACUCGCGCAUUGGUCUGAGGAUCGAGAAGUUGGCGAGUAG